AUGUCUGAGCACGAAGCUCAAGCACUCGUUGCCAAAGCUGAUAAGAAAGCCGCCUCUCUUGGGUGGUUCGGCGGAAAUAAGUUUGAGGAGGCUUCAGAGUUGUAUAAUAAGGCAGCUAAUGCAUUUAAAUUGGGUAAACGAUGGAAAGAAGCAGGCGACGCAUUUAUGAAAUCAGCUCAGAUGCAAAUACAACUUAAUGAACGGGAUGAAGCUGCUAUGACUUACAUUGCAGCUUCAAAGUGCUAUAAGAAAGGAUGCCCUGAAGAGUCGAUAAUGGCGUUAAAAUCAGCGAUCGAGAUUCUUACUGAUCGUGGACGGUUUCAUAGUGCUGCUGGUCAUCAGAAAGAGAUUGCUCAGAUAUAUGAAUCUGAACUGAUUGAUCUAGAUAGGGCAAUGCAAGCAUAUGAAUUAGCUGCAGAUUGGUAUGCUGCCGAGGAAGCCACAGCACUGGCCAAUAAUUGCCUCGUGAAAGUUGCACAUUUUGCCGCUACUCUAGAACAAUACGAUAAAGCUAUCGAGAAGUUUGAGCAAGUUGCUACAGCAAGCAUUGAUAAUCAAUUGACGAAAUGGUCAGUGAGGGAUUAUUUCUUGAAGGCAGGACUGUGUCACAUUGCCAAUGGAGAUGUUAUCGGUGCACAAAGAGCCCUUAAUAGAUACAUUGAAAUGGACUAUAGUUUCAGUCAAGAGAUGCAAUGCAUAUUCUUAAAGGAUAUCUUAACUGCCGUCGAGAGCCAAGAUCCUGAUUUCUUGACCCAAAAAGUCAAAGAAUACGAUUUGCGAAAACACUUGGAUAAUUGGAUGACUACAAUUCUGCUCAGGAUUAAGAAUAGCUUAUCUGCAGAACCGCUAUUAACUUAA
Paraglomus occultum is the source of this 858-nucleotide messenger RNA. NCBI's taxonomy places the organism in Eukaryota, Fungi, Glomeromycota, Glomeromycetes, Paraglomerales, Paraglomeraceae. The record is from the annotation of a GenBank genome assembly.